This is a messenger RNA of Elaeis guineensis (African oil palm), 1121 nucleotides long. RefSeq lists its product as uncharacterized. Lineage: Eukaryota; Viridiplantae; Streptophyta; Magnoliopsida; Arecales; Arecaceae. The record is from RefSeq and is a predicted model, not a curated record.
CACGGUGACUGGAUCUAAAGCUGCCAUCUUUCUUUACUAUUAUUAUAUUAUUACUUCAUCUAAUAUUACAUAGUGUAGCAGCUCCAAAACUCCAAUAAAUUCUCCCUCAAGCCACCACCAAGUCCCUUCCAUUUCACUCCUAUUUCCUUCCCUCGCUCUGGUUCAUAUCUGAACUCAAGACAACUGAGAGGAUACGAAAUGGGAUGGGCUAAAGUAGCACUUGUUUUGGUGGCCCUCCAAGCCACCACCCUGUUGUUGCCCCAAGCUUCAGGAGACUUGCUGACUCCUCUCAUAGCCCCUAUUCUCAAUGCCUCCUGUGAUAAGGUGGAGUGUGGGAAGGGAACCUGCAAGGCAUCAUCGGACGAUGUCUUUGGCUACGUCUGCAAGUGCAACUCCGGCUGGUCUCAGUUCCACAUUGGUGAUAGUUUCCGCUUCUCUCCUUGCGUCAUGCCCAACUGUAGCAUCAAUUACUCUUGCUCCAACCAAUCUCAACCUCCAUCACCCUCACCACCACCUGCAACAAAUUCCUCCAUGUUGGACCCAUGCUUCUGGUCCUAUUGUGGAGGGGGCACAUGUAUAAAGACAUCAACUAUCGACCACAGAUGUGAGUGCAAGGAGGGUUUCAGCAACCUUCUCAAUGAAACCAGAUUCCCAUGUUACAGAGACUGUUCCCUUGGUGGAGAUUGUUCAAGUUUAGGGAUCACAGUGUCGAAUUCUACCACCUCAGCAUCUCCACCUAGUCUAUCUGACAAUGGGAAUUCAUUUGCUGGAGAUCCCUUUGCUCCAAACAACUUGCUGUGGCUGUUGGUAUUGAUGAUUUAUUUCAUCAUGGUUCGAGCAUCAUAGAUAGAAUUUAGAGCAGCAGAGAUGAGAUUCUUCCACUGAUACAUAGAUAGCAUACAUGUGAUGUUCGUCUACGGAUGAGAUUUACACCAUUUCGCCGUUUAUUUUAUUUACUUAUUUGAGAUUUUGUGUAAAUAACAGCUACAGUAAACCAUACUUUGUUGAAUUUGGAUGCCUUCUGUUUCCUUGAUCCAAAUUCUUAGUUAGGAAUAAUAAUGUGUAUUGGAUACCUAUACAUUUAAUAGAAUAUGGAGAUUGCUUUGUAGCCUUUUAGUUUA